Molecule: messenger RNA, 1289 nt
Organism: Salvia miltiorrhiza (redroot sage)
Lineage: Eukaryota; Viridiplantae; Streptophyta; Magnoliopsida; Lamiales; Lamiaceae
Exons: 3
Coding region: 239-592 (117 amino acids)
Source: RefSeq, a predicted model, not a curated record
AUUAGAGUCACGUCUCUGACCAAAUUAAGCAAAGACAAAACUCGAGUCAAUUAAACCCAAGUCAGUUCUUUGAAUCAAUCAGGUCGAAUUUUUUUCAUAGCCUAUCAAUCCAAUCGAGCUCGGCUCUUUCCGUAAUAGAGAAUCAUUAUCUUCGAUCUAUUCAGACCAUUCCAUAAGUUCCCAAUUUGGAUUAAAAUCCGUUGUGACUACUGGAGUCAAUAAAAGCGUAUGAUGAUCGAUGGCGGAUAUAGGAGUGGAGUUCCUGGUUAAAAGCCUCAAGGUUUUUCUGGGCCACUCUCAUCUAUUCACCGACACCAGUAAUCAGAUCGAGUGUCUGCAGAAGGAUCUCCGCCUCCUCAACGACUCGGUCAAGAGGCGGACAAGAGAUCAGAACAUUCGCGAUGCCGUUAAUGAGGUGGAAGAUGAAGUCGACCUCUUUCUCAUCAUCAAGGCUAUGGAGAAAAAGACAGUUGGUGAGUGUCGGCGGUGGCGAUGCAGGCGGCGACGGCUGAUGAAGGCAGCGCAAGGUUUGGAUAGUAGAAGGUGGUGGGGGACUGGAUGGGAGAGGCGACAGGCUAAUUGGCUUCGAUGAAAGGAAUACAAGCAGGGAGAGAUGUACAGAGCAAGAUCUCCGGGGAGGACGAAAUUCACAAAUGCUUAAGGAAUAAAAGGUAUCUUAUUGUAGUGGACGACGUGUGGAGUAAGAAAGCUUGGGAUGAUAUGAAAAACCUAUUUCCUGAUGACUACUAUAACGGAAGUAGGAUUAUUCUAACCACAAGCCUACAAGAUGUGGCUGCAUAUGCUGAUCCUUCUAAUUCCUUUCAUAUGAUGCGUCCCUUGAGUCAAGAAGCUAGUUGGGAAUUGCUUCAAAAAAGGUUGUUUGGUUAUUAUGGAUGGUGCAAAUUGGAAAGUGUUGGAAGAGAAAUUGCAGCACAAUGUAGAGGAUUGCCUUUUUACAUUGUAGUAGUGGCAGGACUUCUAUCCAAGAUUGACCAAACUGUUGAUGCUUGGAGGCAAAUAGCGGAGGAGAAUGAUGGGCAGCUUGAAAACAUAAUUUCCUUGAAUUACAUCCACUUGCCUCGUCAUCUAAAGUCGUGUUUCUUAUAUAUGGGAGGUUUCCCAGAAGAUCACCAGAUCCGUGUCUCAGAACUUAUCAAGCUUUGGGCAGCUGAAGGCUUUUUACAUCCAAACGGAUCUAAAAGCCUAGAAGAUGAGGCGGAAGAUUGUUUGGAGGAUCUAGUUGAUAGAGGUCUGGUUUUGGUCACUAGCAUGAUAGGAAUUUGGAAUAU